Molecule: messenger RNA, 5987 nt
Organism: Plodia interpunctella (Indianmeal moth)
Lineage: Eukaryota; Metazoa; Arthropoda; Insecta; Lepidoptera; Pyralidae
Exons: 13
Coding region: 112-1935 (607 amino acids)
Biological process (GO): regulation of ubiquitin-dependent protein catabolic process
Molecular function (GO): protein binding
Source: RefSeq, a predicted model, not a curated record
UUCACGUCAACGCGACAUAUUGUUUUGUUUAUUGGCGGCGGCGCUGUAAAUGGUGUGGUGAAGAUUUUUCGCAACUCAUUUUCGCUAUAAAUUUCCUGGAUAUAUCCAGCAAUGGAGGAUAAUCUUCAGCACGAGGAUCUUCUGAUAAAAUUGCGAGCGAAGUUGAACGAGGAGAAGGUGAAGUUAUGGGAACCGCCAUAUGUACUGCAAGACAACGAGGUGUCACAAAAUCUGAAGGAUCUGGCUCAAAAAUAUUCGUCAGAUCUGAGUGCCGACCAAGACAUAAUCCUCGGAGCACUACAUGAGUUGCAACUCCACUCUAUUGACCGUUCAAAAGCCAAUGCAGAGUUUAAAGAAACUGGCUUUGCAACCUUCAGGAUUAAGGCUACGGUUGCCGGAGAGAAGCCCAGAAUUAUGAAGGUUCAGAAGAAACUUGAUGCAAUGGGUAGUGACCUAAUUGCUAACGUUGCACAGGAGAUGGGUGUGGCUGAGAGUAGGAUUAAGCUGAUUUUCAAUGGGAAAGUUAUUAAGCCUACAGCCAACUUGGACGAUCAAGGGAUCAAGAAUGGGGCUCAGAUUAUGGCACUUAUUAUGGCCAAAACACCGGACGAGGUGAAAAGAGAAGACAAUAUGUACAUGGAGAUGAAAUCAACACGAGACGACGCUAAUUUGCUGUCACAGUAUGCUGACGAGGAGUAUAUGAAGUUGGAAGACCAAUCGGGCAAGACAGUGGACGUGGACCCAUCGUCGCGUCGCGCGCUGCUGGUGGGGCUGACGCUGCACGAGCGCGGGCGCGCGGCCGCGCGUCAGCGGGACUACCCGCUGGCGCUCGUGCUGCUGCUCGAGGCCGACCGCCAACUCAGCGAAUGCAGCUCAAACAUCCUGAAAUCCGUAGACAACUGGGCAGUCCUACAACUAGACAUAGCGUGGUGUUAUCUCUGUCUGCAAAACUUGUCGUCCGCCACCGACGCGGUCACGCGCCUGACGCGCGCCGAGGAGUCACUCAGGUGUCUGUACGGUGAACAUCACCAGAGGAUGGCGGAGUUGAGGGGAACUAUUGCGACGGAGCGCGUGUUGUUGAUGCGACUGUACUUACUGCAAGGAGUCGUGGCCUACCACCAGAACAAGCGGGCGCAGGCCAGGGCUCUGCUGGACAAGGCCGAGGCUGAGCUCAACUUCCUCAGGGUGGACGAGACGGCGGUGUGCGCGCUGAUGGAGCUGGGCUGGUCGCUGGCGGCGGCGCGCUGUGGGCUGCGCGCGGCGCGCGGUGACGUGGACCGCGCGCACCACUUCCUGGCCGAGCGCCGCGCGCAGCGCGACCGCGCCAGGGAGGCGCACCAGAAGCUGCGGCAACAACGCAAACUAGGCCUGUGCCAAGACGGGACUCCAGUCAAAGAACAGUUAGUGGAAGCACUAGUGGGUAUGGGGUACGCGCGGCGCAUAGCAACAGCCGCUUUGAGAAAAUCAAACAACCACGCCGCUGAGGCUGUUAGGCUCAUCCAGGAGCAGCCGGAGUUGUUGCAGGAGUCUGAAGAUUCUUCAGAUGAAACCGGGACCCCUAGCUCUGAUGAUUCCGUCGUCGAAGUGGACAACAAACUUGUUACCGAAUUGGAAGGAAUGGGCUACUCGCCGUCGCGUGCGCAGGCGGCGCUGCGCGCGUCGCGCAAUCGCCUCGGCGACGCCGCGCGCGCGCUCGCCAGCGGGACUGUCGACGACAAAGUUGUUCUUCUAGAUACGAGCGCUAACCCGUCUACCAGCACGGCUUCUCCUGCUAAGAGGAAGCAUAAGAAGCAUAAGAAAGAUAAGAACAAGGAGGAGUGCGAGCAGGCGCUCCACAGGCUCUCGACCGCGAUCAGGCCCGAGGAUGAUGACCACUUGGACACCUCUCUGGUGGAAGAAGAGGAAUUCUUGGUCCAGUACAAGUCUUUAUUGUAAGUCGUUGAACGUGUAUGGUGACCAGAAUGAAAUGAUGCGGUGUCUCUAACGCAUUACGCAUACAAAAAAAUUCCAUUUUUUGUACGCUAAUAGCGAAAGUAGCGCGCAUCAUUUUUAACUAUUCCUCGGUAGCCCAGUGAGUGUGGACUUGCUUCCGGUGAAGACAAACAUUGUGUGGAAACUGCAAAAUCAAAAUCAAAUCAUUUAUUCAGAAAUUAGGCCUUCACAGGCACUUUUUCACGUCAUAUUCUAAAUUAAAUGAUGUUUACCAAAGCUACAAACUACUAGCAUUUCGGAACGACCACUGCUGAGAAGAAAUGCCGAAAGAAACUCAUUCAAACAGUGUUGCUCCCUAUUAUGCCAGAAGGGCUUACCAUUUUUUAAAUAUAAAUUUAUGUAUAAUUUUUUAUCAGUAAUAUAACAUGUAAGUACACAAUAAAGUACAUGGUCAAAAGGUAUACUGAAACAUAUUAUGAUUGUGAUCAAGUGCUGAUGAAAGGAAAAUAUAUAUACUUAUAUAUAUAUAUAUAUAUAUAUGUAUAAUUAACCAAACAAAAAAAAACUUUCAACUGCACACUGGUUGACUAUUUACUUUAGUGUAUACGAAUAUUUGUCACUUCCUUCAGACGUCUUGAAUAAACUCUGACACCGCACUGGUGUCUCAAUGACACUGUCAAUAAGACUCGAUAAGAAAGAGAGUGUAGGACAUUAUGUAGAAAUAUAUCUUCGUAAUGAAUACUUUUCAUUUAAGAAAACGUUCUUGUCGGUGGAGUGAUUUCCAUAUCUGUCUAUCCUUAGCCGUUAUAUCAGUGAAUACAGAAAAGUUAUUAACCUGAGGUCACACUUAACCUUAGUUUUAAAAAUAAAACAGAUGCCUUUAACCUAGAGAGGUCCACAGGCAUUAAAUAACAUCGCUGGGCUAUCGAGCUGAAAUUGUGUUUAAAACUCUUCAUUGUAAUCUGUCAAGCCAGAAUGUAUACAAUUAUUAAGUAAAGCGUAUGUUUCCGGUAUGAAUUCGGUGGUUUGGACGUCUAUGUCACGUGAAAAGUUACUCUAUGCUCUGUGUGUGUCUCUUUCUUACAAACCUGUUUCACCACUUUCACUUGUAAUCUGAUAGAUUAUCUAACUGGUAGAUAAAUCUAUCGAGUGAUUGGCCAGUUAGCCAAAUCCAACAGUUGUGAAACAUAAUGAUAUGUUACAUGUAGGAUUUCGGAUACUUUGUCAGCACGCGGUGAGAUUUCUUCAUAUAGGAGACGCUUAUAUAUGGUAUUUUUUGCAUGUUGAAUGUUUCGAAACGAAACCGUUUCUUAACGGUUACGUUUCCUAGUGUUAACAAUACAAGUGUUAAAUUUUUCUCAAGUCUUCUAUCAGAAGAUAUCAGAAGAAAAUCGGAGAUAAUUAAUGAUUUUUGAAAUUACAAAAUAUAUAUUUCGAUAUUCGUUGUAAUGUUAAUUCUGAAGCAUGGUGGAAAUCAUGACAUAAUGUGUGUUUUUUGAUCUAAGUAAGUUGACUGUAUGGUAGGUAUAGAUGACUGAAAGAUGCCAUAUUUGGAAUUUCGAAUUUUUGUGUGUAUAAUGUGACUAUACUAUAAAUGUUACCAUUUUAUCGCAUAACAUAUGUAUAUCUUCAGGAUUGGACGUGCUAAUUCUCAAAGUAUUAUUAUUUUUUGGUAUCGAUUUUAAAAUCUAGUUUCGGUUUCGGCCAAUAACCAUCCGAAACUUUUGACCAAAACCAUGAUUCUAUGGUUUUGUUUGGACACUAAAUCGUUAUAUUAAAUUCUAAAUUGCGUGAAGCACCCUAUAACUCAUCUUGGCUUCUCAAUAGACUAGUUUGAGGUCUACGCAUUCUCAUAAAUAAUAAGUGUACAUAAUAUACGACGUAGACAGAAAAGUUGAUGUUUAGCCCAUAUAAAUACCCGCAUAAAAAGUGCGGAUUAAUUUAAUAUGUGUGUCGUUCGAAAAUUGCUAUUUGAAUAAGGAUAUACGUAUAGAGGUGUUAUUAUAAACUAAAAUAAUAUAAAUGUUCAAUUUAAAUUUUGAAUGUUUUAAUGACCAUACAAUAAUGUAUGUCUACCAUACAAUUAUGUACUUUUACAAUGCAUUUUGUUUCUUGAUAGAUUCGUCUAUUGAGACCACACUAUUCUAGUCUUACAAACAGGUUCUUUGAUUUGUAAUGUACUAAAAUAUACCUAAGACUCCACACUGCUCGUCGAACCAAGAGUAGUAGGGUUUCUGAUAUAUUUUGAUAUUACAAAGGAAAGCUGAGCUUCAUAAUUUAAAUACAUUUUGAUUUUAUGCUAUUACUUUUCAAAUGAAAAGCAAUAUGAGCAUUGUAAGCAAUAAUCUUAGUGUAAUGUAGUUUAGGGCCAUUAUAUGCCUUGAUGUCCAUUUACAUCGGUGUAUGGCCGAUCUUGCACAAUGCUACACGGAAUACAUUUGACACGAGGUUUAUUGAAAAUUAAAGUUCAUUAUUAAUGUCAAUUUCUUCUUGUAAUGAAUUUCUUCUAUUAUUAAUUCGGAUUUCUAGCUUCUACCUAUAAGUUACGUUACGUCCCCACCAACUCGUAUCACAUGUUACAACUAUCAAUACAUUUACCAUUCAUUAGAGAGUUUAUUUUUACAACUAUCCUUUAACUAAGGUAGCCUGGAAGAGAUUGCACUGGUGAUGAGGCCGCCUAUUGUACUUUUUUCUAUGUUUUAGUCUCCUAAGUUUUAAAAUAUUAAGUUUCUGAAUAUUUUGCCUUUUCUUAUCAAUACACUGAAACUUACAAAACAAAUUGGGUUAUUUUAUGUACUAGAGCUAAAGUAAGUAAAUAAAAACACUUUAUUGCACCAAAUAAGAUUUAGACAAAAACUUAGGAUACUAAAAUAUAUUACAAUUUUAUGAUUUAAUAAAAAUAACGAUAUAUAUAGAAAUAGUGCUUGAUAAGUUGCGCAAUUGAUGAGUAGCGUCGUGUGAGAUUGCCCUGUGUUUAUGAACUAUUAUAUGUCUGAAAUGUAUGUUGUGAUUAUGUGUAGUGAAUGGAGUUUUAUUCGGUGUUAGUACAAGUCCUGCCACUUAUCAAAAUAUCGCGAGUCCAGCUCGUUUUAAAAAUAUCCCAUAUAAUAUUUAUUAUAUAUUCUAGAGCGGGCGAAAUAGUUGUCUUUGAAAACUCGAUGUCAAAAGUACUAUCGAUAGUAUAUAAAGUAUCGACGCCGUGAUGAGUUUACUGUCGAUGGUCUUACUCUCAAGUCUAAAUAUUAUCGAUACUAUGAACAGUUUUGAACAUUAUCGAUAGUAGCCUAUCGAUCGGCAUCACUAGUUUUAUAUCCAGUAAUGUCGUUUGUAUAACAGGGAGUGUUAAAGAUUAUACCCGUGUAGGUAUAUCGUGUUGCACGGUAAGCAAAUUAGUAAACCAAAAGUUACACCUUUCCAAUACUUGCAUCAACUGUUCCCAAUUAGUCGGAUGCCAGUGUAGUGUAUAUCAGAUUAAUUCCAUAAGUCUGGCGAAAUUUUCAUCGCGAAAAAAUGUCGUUCUUUCAUUGGCACGUCUUAUAUUCUUAUCCAUAAAGUCUUGACAAUGGAACAAUGUACUUAAAAACUGGAAAGAACAAUAUUAUAUUGUUCUUUCCAGUUUUUAAGUACGUUCACGAGCUUUAUAUUCGCCGUUUCGCCUGCUCUAGUCAAUGUCUCUGACUAUUAAUAUCUGAUUAUAAAAAUGUUUAUAUUUCUGAAACAAAAAAAAAUGUAGAGAUAAUCUUACUCUCAAUAAUUUUAUUUAUAUAUUGGGGUAAUUGUAUACAGGGGUGAUUGACAAUAGAUCUGAUGAUACUGAUAAGUUUGAAAAAUCAAAAAUUUAAUUAAAAUUUAUAAUAAUGAAUAAUAACGAAAUUUGAAAUAAUAACUGCAAUCAACCCUAUUCGUAAUUGCCCUGAUUGACUACUUAUUAUAUAACUGCAAUGGCUCUAAUUUAUUUGUAAUUUAUUUUCUAGAUUAGCUAAUUUCUGGACAUUGAACUAUUUUCUUACCUGGAUGUAUUUAUUUAAUAUAAUAAAUGUGAUUCAUAUACAAAA